Trichoderma atroviride IMI 206040 is the source of this 714-nucleotide messenger RNA. RefSeq lists its product as uncharacterized. Gene Ontology annotation, cellular component: U4/U6 x U5 tri-snRNP complex; spliceosomal complex. Lineage: Eukaryota; Fungi; Ascomycota; Sordariomycetes; Hypocreales; Hypocreaceae. Gene Ontology annotation, biological process: mRNA splicing, via spliceosome. The record is from RefSeq and is a predicted model, not a curated record. Gene Ontology annotation, molecular function: zinc ion binding; nucleic acid binding.
AUGUCUGAUUCAAAGAACAAGAGCGCCUACGGUGUAGCGGCCUCUGACACCGAUUUCCGCAAGAAUUGGGAUCUGGACGAGUAUGCCGCCAAAGCCAAAGAACGCGAGGCCAAGGAGAGGGAAGAGGCCAAGGCGCGCUACGAGGCCAAACUCGCUGGCAAGAAAUACCACAAGCCCAUGACGGGCAACGAGACAUACACAUCAGCACGGAGAAACAUCAUUGAUGUUAGCGCCCAGGUUGGCAAGACGCAGAUUGUGCCGGCUGGAUCGGGAGUUGGUAAACGAGGCAGAGGAGCUGGUUUCUACUGUGAGGCUUGCGACCUUACGUUCAAGGACAACUUGCAAUGGGUCGAGCAUUUAAAUACGACUCAGCAUCUGCUCAACACCGGGCAGACCACCGAAGUCAAGCGGGCAACCGUUGAGGAAGUGCACGAGCGAAUCGAAUUCUACAUUCGCCGAAAAGAAGAUCUCGAGAGGGAAAAGGCCACGAGUUUACAAGACAGGCUGCAGAUCCGAGAAGAGGAAAUGAAGAAGGAGGCGGAAGAGAAGCGGGCGAAACGAAAGGAAGAGGCAGAGAAGAAGCGGCAGGACAAGGAACAGGCGGCCAAGGUGAAGACCGAGUACGGCGACGAUGUGCGGGUUGAAGGAGAGCAUGACGAGGAUGAUAUGAUGGCGCAGAUGGGAUUUACCGGGUUUGGAUCGUCAAAGAAGUGA